Metopolophium dirhodum (rose-grain aphid) is the source of this 3023-nucleotide messenger RNA. RefSeq lists its product as uncharacterized. Bases 260 to 1873 code for a protein of 537 amino acids. NCBI's taxonomy places the organism in Eukaryota, Metazoa, Arthropoda, Insecta, Hemiptera, Aphididae. The transcript is spliced from 3 exons. The record is from RefSeq and is a predicted model, not a curated record.
CGCCCGCAGUUACUCGCGGGGCUCAAUAACUGCGCACACACGCAACGCGGCCCACCCGCAGUGUAUCUACCUAUACCUAAUAUUAAUAUAAUAUAGAUCGGAGUCGUACGCGACAACAAUAAUUCAUAGAGCGCCGACAAUUGACUCGUCGCGUCACCCGUCAUCGUCGUCAUCAUCAUCAUCAUCAUCGAUCGAUCAGUCCACGAAAUCGUUCGUUCGUAGCGGAAAACCCGUUUCCUCUGCAGUCGUCGUCGGCGACAUGAAGACGACCGUCGCAGUUGUAGCCAUCGCGCUGUCCCUGUGCGGACUCUUCCCGUUCGUCACAGUCGCCUUACCGGUAGCCGGAGAUGGACAAAAUGAAAGUGUGGCGACUAACACUGAACUACAGACCACCACUGUUCUACCUGUAGAUACUACGACCGAGAGUGUGUCCCAGACCGCCGUCGAAGCAGUAGAGUCCACGACCGAGAAUGCGGACCAGACCACCGCCGCUGUACCUUCAGACACCACGACCGACAUUGUGAACGAGACCACUACCGAACCAGCAGAGACCACUACCGAACCAGCAGAGACCACGACCGAGGAUGUAGUCCAGACCACCACCGAACCGUUAGAACUCGCCACCAGUGAAGCAACAACGGCUGUAAAUAACACAUUGCCGGCAGAAGUUGUCAAGGACAAGUUGAGCGAACAGAUCAGAAAAAUUCUGAAACACUACCAGCACCCUGACCCCGUUGGCUUUCCAGGCGCCCCAAUUCCCGAUCCACUAAGCAUACCCCCAAUGAACAAAGAUUUUGGCGUGGCGUUCAUGACGUUCAAAAACAUGACUGUACACGGACUAUCCAAGUUCAAAGUGGAAAAUGUCAACGCGGACUUGAAAAACAUGCGAGUGUACGUGCUGUUGAAAAUCAGACGAAUGUACGUGCUGGGCAACUACACACUGAGGUCGUGGCUUAGCCGACCGGCGUCGGGCCCGUUCAACGUGACGCUCAUCGAAGUGGAAGCCGCCGCUGAGGCUGCGCUCGAACCGGACGCGGAUGGCAACCUGCAGGCCACCGAGACGGAGAUGGACAUGCAGUUCAAGGACUGCGAGCUGGACUUCAAGAACCUGGGGUUCGCCGCUUCCAUGAUGCAGGGCAUCAUCAGCUCGAUGGGAUCGGUGCUGUUCGAGGGCAUCAAGCCGUUCAUCAUCAGCGAGGUGAACACCAACCUGCGGGCGGACGUCAACGCCCAGGUGAAGGCCAUCACUAGCAAGCUGCCCAAGAUGACGGUACCCGUCCCGGACCUGGCGGUGGCCGAGGGCCGAAAGUACGUCCAGCGGAUGGGCUUUGACCCGUACCACGUCGCGGACCGACACAUCGACGAGGGCCCGCUCAACUUCACGAUCACCGAGCUCACUGUGUCCGGGCUGUCCAGCUUCCACCGGGUGGGUGACAUCGGGCUGCAGAUCCGCGGCCCUGUGCUCCAGAUGGCCGUGCACGUCAUCACCGGCGCGAUCAACGGGUCGCUGCGGUGGAGCUACCGGCUGGGCCUGUCCAAGACGUUCAGCCGGACGGGCGUGUCCAACUUCACCGUAGACCACAUCCAGGUCCGGGCGCUGGUCAACCAGACGCUGGACAUCCGCAACAAGCCGGUGCUGGAGAAGCUCGACAUCGAGGUGGGCAAGAUCGAGGUGCAAAUGGACAGGAAGGAGCCGCUGGACUACGUCAUCGAGAUCGCAGUCAACUCGCUGCCGUCGCUGUUGCGGCACAUCAUCGUCGACGCGCUCGAGGAGCCCAUCAAGGCGAAAGCGCAGACCAUACUGGACGACGUCCAAGUCGAGAAAAUGGUCGAGGACAGGCUGCCCGAACUCGACCGGAUGGUCGGCGAUUGAUUAUUGCCCACCCGCCGCACCAUCCCUCGUCACCGCUCAUUUUCCACCCACCCUUCUGCGACAUGCAAGUUUUUUCUGAAAGUUGUGCGACGCUGCAAAUAUAUUAACGAUAAACGAAAAUAUAAUAUUUACAACCACCAACGCAAAAGUAGGUAGGUCAUAUGCCGAUAAUGUCUCUGUAGUUUUCCGCACCCAAAUCUCUUUAAACGUUCUUCUCGCCGCAGGCUUACUCGCUGUCCGAUGUGAAGGCUUCCGCUCGGUUUCCUUUCAAACCGUAGUGGUUUCCUGGGUUUCGGUAUCCUCUCUUUUCACAACACAUAUUAUAAUACAUAUCCUAACCCUUGACGAGACUUUAUUCGACUGCCUCAUUUGCCCGUCAUUUCUCGCAGUCGUCUAUCGUAUAGAACCUGUCUUCUCCGUCAGCCUAAUUCCCGUGCGCAGCUGCCACGUAAAAUUCUCGGACACAUAUUAUUUACCUUGAAACGUACAAGACAUACAAUUAUUUUGCUAAACCCAUACGUAAUUUAAACCAAUUCCGGCAACAUCUACGUUCACUUCGAUAAAAUAAAUUUUAAUACAAUCACCCAUCUCAUCGUGUGUAAAGGUAUCAUACUUACAAUUAUCACCGGGGGGUUUUUUUUUAUUAAAGAGGUAUUUUUAUUUUAGUACCUAUGGAUACUUAAUAUGUAUAUUAUGUUACAUUUUUAAACUAGCGUCUAUAAAUUUCAAAUGUUCAAACCGAUUUCAAUAAUUCGAUUAACACGCAUAUAAUAUAAUGUAAUAAUAUUAUUACACUGUUUACGAUGUUUAAUUUUAUGUUUACGUAAUUAUUAUGUUUCAGAUAAUAAUAUUAUAAUUUUAAAUUACCUACCUAACUGUUAUUAUAAAUAACGAUCUGCAAUACUAUAGCUAGUUUGAUUAAAAUGUACAACAGAUUGUUUGAUACAAUAUUUCACAAACUUAGAAAUGCGUGGUAGUACAUUACUCAGACGAUUCGUCGUUUAGAUUUUUCCACGCAGCCUUUAUUGUUACGAAACGCGUAUUAUUAUGUACCUAGGUAUACAUUUCGAUGUUUGUUAAUUAUCUAUUACGAUUGUAACAUCCUGAAAAUAUAAUAUAAUAAAUAAUAAUAAUAAUAUGUGUAACUGUA